Messenger RNA from Cololabis saira (Pacific saury), 1801 nucleotides. RefSeq names its product zinc finger protein 431-like. The transcript is spliced from 2 exons. The coding region runs from base 398 to 1411 and encodes 337 amino acids. The record is from RefSeq and is a predicted model, not a curated record. Lineage: Eukaryota; Metazoa; Chordata; Actinopteri; Beloniformes; Belonidae.
UCCCAAUACCCACCCCUACGCGUCAGAUGAUUGCGGAUAUCGUCGGAAAAAUUGCCCCACAUUGGAAGGAGAAAAUGGAUUUCAUAAUAGACUCUGUGCAUCGUCUAGGGCCAAACAACGCAGACCGUCUUCGCCAGAUCAUCAUGCAGUUCACUGGAAGGCACUUCAGGGAUGAACUUUGGCGUACCACCAAACAUCACACUGUCUGCAAGGAGCUCAACAUCCGCUUUGCAGAAGAUCUCACCAAAGAAGACAGAGAGGCACGUAAUGCUGUAUGGCCAAAAAUUGAGCAAGCAAGGCAGGCAGGUCUUAAGACGAUGUUCCGAGGCCCCCAUGCCUUCAUCAAUGGACAGAGAGUCACACCAUAAUCAAGUAACAGAAACAUAAAGCCAAAGAGAUGACCACAAGUUACUGCUGUGAUAGGAAUGAUAAAGUCCUCACCACUUCACCAGGUCUGAAGGUCCGAAAGAGGAUUCAUACUGAAGAGAAGCUGUACACCUGUGAUCAGUGUGGGCGAGCUUUUACCCGACAAGAUCAUCUAAGGAAUCAUCAGCGUACCCACACUGGAGAAAAGCCAUACAAAUGUGAUCAGUGUGGGGCAGCUUUUACCCUUCAAGGUGAUAUAAGGCGUCAUCAGCGUAUUCACACUGGAGAUAAGCCGUACAAAUGUGAUCAGUGUGGUGUGGCUUUUACCCGAAUAGGUGAUCUAAGGAGUCAUCAGCGUAUUCACACUGGAGAUAAGCCUCACAGAUGUGAUCAAUGUGGGGCAGCUUUUACCACGUCAUGUAAUCUAAAGCGUCAUCAGCGUAUCCACACUGGAGAAAAGCCUUACAAAUGUGAUCAGUGUGGGCGAGCUUUUACCCAACAAGGUGAUGUAAGGAUUCAUCAGCGUAUCCACACUGGAGAUAAACCUUACAGAUGUGAUCAGUGUGGGGCAGCUUUUACCACACAUGAUAGUCUAAGGGGCCAUCAGCGUAUUCACACUGGAGAAAAGCCUUACAGAUGUGAUCUGUGUGGGGCAUCUUUUACCCAACAAUGUCAACUAAGGAGUCAUCAGCGUAUUCACACUGGGGAUAAGCCUUACAAAUGUGAUCAGUGUGGGGCAACUUUUACCCAAAAAGGUAGUCUAGGGAUUCAUCAGCGUAUUCACACUGGAGAGAAGCCGUACAGAUGUGAUCAGUGUGGGGCAGUUUUUACCCAGCAAGGUGGUCUGAGGAAUCAUCAGCGUAUUCACACUGGAGAGAAGCCUUACAGGUGUGAUCAGUGUGGGGCAGCUUUUAGCCGACAAGGUAGUCUAAGGAGUCAUCAGCGUAUUCACACUGGGGAUAAGCCUUAUAGGUGUGAUCAGUGUGGGGCAGCUUUUACCCAACAAGCUCAUCUAAGGGGCCAUCAGCGUAUCCACACUGGAUAAAAAAUUGUCUGUGAUCAGUGCGGGGCAGCUUUUACUCUGAGAGCUCAGUUAAAGGUAUAGUCUGUGAUCAUAUUCAAAAACAUUUAUUGUUAUACUGGGUGAAAUGGUCCUUCCAUCCUGAGAGUAGCCAGUGAAUAAUGUGUUCAGAAAAAGGAAAGAAAAAAAAUCCGACCUCUCUGACAGCUUUAAUCCUGUAAAAACUCUGACCAAUCUGUUUUUUACACACCGAAUGGCAGGGAUUGGUCAGAGGACCAGAGGAUUGGCAGGGGGGAAAGAACCAAUAAGAUGCCUUCAUUUUAAGUCCCGCUCACACCCCCCUCUGUCCCAUGCGCACACUCUGCUUCCAGCCUGCCUCCAGCCCCCCGUGUCCACUUCCCACGGGUCCUCCUC